AUGACGUCUGAACUGGAGAGUAGCCUUACAUCUAUGGACUGGCUUUCGGGGAUUGCAAUAAGAGCAGGCAAUCAGAAUUCCGAUUCUGCCCAGCGCAGUCAUGCAACCGGAAUUACCAAGAAAAGUACAAUUCUUGAUCCCAAUACAACGUUGGACCAGGACGAUGUACAACAACACAAAGAUGGCAAACCUCCAUAUAGUUAUGCUAGUCUCAUUACUUUUGCAAUCAAUAGUUCGCCAAAAAAGAAAAUGACUCUUAGUGAGAUUUACCAGUGGAUUUGUGAUAAUUUUCCAUAUUACAAGGAGGCCGGCAGUGGCUGGAAGGUAAGGUGUUUGUUUGUUUGUUUUUUCUUUCCUCUAAUUCUUCUUUAAAAACGGUGUUGGUAUAUCAAAUUACAUAAAGUUAAAGUUGCACUAUAGUCACCAAAACAACAUUAGCUUAAUGAAGCAUGCUUUGCUGUAUAGAUCAUGCCCCUGCAGUCUCGCUGCUCAGUUCUCUGCCAUUUAAGAAGUAAAUCACUUUGUUUUUUACAGCUCUAGUCACACCUUUGUCCAUGUGACAUUCACUGCCUUCCAAAAGUGAGAUCAAAUGUUUACGCUUCCUUUAUUGCACAGUCUGUUUAAUUUAGUAUUUCUUAUCUCCUGUUCUGUUAAUAGCUAAACCUUGCAGGAGCCUCCCGCGGUUGAUUAAAGGGACACUAUAGUCACCAGAAAAACAACAGCUUAAUGUAGUGGUUCUUGUGUCUUUAGCGUGUCGCUGCAGGCUUUUUAAUGUAAACACUGCCUUUUCCAAGAAAAAAGCAGUGUUUACAUUAGUGCCUAGUAACACCCCUAGUGGCAGUUGCUGAGAUGGCCAUUAGAGGUGCUUCCUGUGUCCACGCUCUGCAUGGAGAUGCUGAACGUUCCCCAUAGCGAUGCAUUGAUUCAAUGCACCUCUAUGAGGAGAUGCUGACUGACGCAAUGCUUUGCAUGUGCAAUAUCUUCCCAAUGGAUUGGAUUGGAUUGGCUAAACUUAUCAAGUGUGAUGAUCUCAGCCACGGGAGAAAACUUGAGAAAUUUUUUCAAAGGGAAGCAAAGGGGGGCCGGUGACUUAAACAUUAGUUUUACCAGCAUGGUGCCAGGAAUACAUGUGUUCCUGACACUAAAGUGUUCCUUUAAAGUUAAAUUUACCUAGCAGGAGAUGAAAAUUGAAUCCACGUUAACAUCUGAUUUAACUAUAUAAAAAAAAUAAAAAUUCUGGAGGCUCUGAGUCAGCCAGUGGAGGUAUGGCUAGGGCUGCGUAAACCAAAACAAAAUAAUUUUAACUCCUAAAUGGAAUAAUUUAGUAGUGAGACAUUGAGGUGUUCGCUAUACACUAAAACUACUUCAUUAAGCUAAAGUUGUUUUGAUGACUAGAAUGUCCCUCUAAAUGCAGGAACACAAAUGUAUUAUUUUGGGGUUGUUCUGAAGAUUAUCCCUUUCAGAGUUUGCAGAACUGCAAAUGUCUCGAUGCUUUUCCAGCCACCACUGGAUGUAGCUAGCUCCAUAGAUAAACACAAAAAGAAUUCAGCGCUAGUAAUCACAAAAUUAGUCAAGGUAGGCAGCAACCCAAAUGAAGGAAAACCUCUUGGGUCCUUCGGUGGAUAGAUACAAAAAGAUAUGGAAGGGCUGCGCCAAAUAAGGGUAGAUAGUCCAGUAAAGUAUUGCUAGGGUGCCAAUAGGAUACAAAAUUAGUCAAGGUAGGCAGCAACCCAAAUGAAGGAAAACCCCUCGGGUCUUUCGGUGGAUAGAUACAAAAAGAUAUGGAAGGGCUGCGCCAAAUAAGGGUAGAUAGUCCAGUAAAGUAUUGCUAGGGUGCCUAGGAUACUUGAUAGAGUUCCUCUGUGGAUGCGUGUAGUGUAGACCGUUCCGUAUAUGUAAAUACAAGAGAGGUAGAGGCGACUAAUGGUAUAGUAUGAAAGUUCAGGGUGUGAUAGGUAACAAAAAGUAAAGAACUCACAUUCAAGAGAGCUAUGGCCAGCUCUGGUGUGGAUUGCGUACAGCGGUAUAAUCCCCGCUUAUGGGAUAUGUAGGGAGGGAGUCUCCGUCAACACCGUCUGGUAGUCCAGAAGUCGAAAAAGAAAGACAGAAAGCAACAAUAGUGCUCUCAAUUUUGAUGUGGUUCAAUGUGCAGAUAAGAAGAGGUAAAAAACUCACAUUUGAGGGAGCUAUGGCCAGCUCUGGUGUGGAUAGCGUACAGCGGUAUAAUCCCUGCUUAUAGGAUAUGUAGCGGCGAUACGUCCGUCAGCACCGUCUGGUGAUCCAAGGUUCCAAUAUAGAAGAAUAAAAAGCAGCAAUAGUGCUCUCAAUUGUGAUAGGUUAAGAGAGUAGUAAAGAAAAUAAAAUACUCACAAAGAUAGAGCAGAGGUACUCCAUAACCUGUAUACGAAUAUACCAUGCCCAGUGUAAUAACCAUACCGGGGAAGAUUUGUUGAGGAAAUAAAAUGGCCAAGGCUUGGUUACAACUGAAAGCGGGGAAUCAGAGGCAGAGUAAUUGGUCGUUGGGCCACAGUAAAAGCCAUUUAAGAACUGUCAUGCUAGUAAACUUCUGGGGGCUGUGGCAUAUGUGUUCCAGUCUAGAUUGUCCCAUUGCAGUUUACUUAUAUGUCGGCCAACAUUUGGUAGUUUGUAUUGGUGCUUACAGGCUGCUGGAGUCAUUGCCGGACACUCUUUUUAGAACAUUGAUUAGCUCAUUAAGUGGAAAGACACUGCUCAGUUUCAAAGUCCUGGAUUUGCAGGAUUUUGAAACUGUACAUUUAGAGAGUGCAUUGAAAGUCUCUCUGUAGAAAUCAUUGCAUUCAUUAUCAUACACACAAAUCUAGAAAAUCCCUCACCCCCCCACCCCCUCCACUAUCUACUCACUUGUAAGUUUUUUUUUUAACCACUGCUCACAAGACUUGCUUACACAGGCAAAGAUUAUCUGCAUUGAUAUACAAAAAAAACUAUACGCGACACUCAUCAAAUCUGCAGGUUGAAAAUUAGACUUGCCGUUUCAGCCAGUGCACCCAAAGGCAAUUAUGAUUAUCCGUUUACCAAACAUUUUUCAUAUCGAGUGAAGUAAAAUAAAAUCCUUAUAGAGACUGGCAAUCACAGGAAAUUUUAACUAUUAAGAUUGGACAGCUCAAAGUGUACUAUGUUAAUAUGUUUACAAUUUAUCUAAUGAAGAGUACAACCAUCAGUAGAGCAGAUCUCAUCUGUAUUUUGUAUAUUAAUUUUUCGAAAUACUUCAGCCGUCUUUAUUGUGUGUUUUUAAAGGUGCACUACAGUCACCAGAACCACUACAGCUUAAUGUGUGUGUAUAGUCUGUCCCUGCAGGCUUUUCAGUGUAAAUGCUGCAUUUUUUAGUGAACAGACAGUGUUUACAUUGCUGCUUAGUAACACACAGUGUGUAGCACCUAUGUUCAGAGUCUCCAAGCUGUGCAUGGAGACUCUGCCUGUUUCCCAUAGAGGUGCAUUGAUUCAAUGCAUCUCCAAUAAGGAGAUGCUGAUUGACGCAGUGUUCUAUUUUGGUGUGCGUGCGCAAUAACCUCACAAUGCUUUCCUAUGGAGGUGGGGCCCAGCGUGGGCGAAAAGGUGAGUAAAACCACCUUUUUAGCACACUCGGAGUGGGGCAGGUCACCUAAAAUGCUGCUUCAGGACUACUGUCAGGAAGACAUGUUUGUAUUCCUGACACUAUAGUAUUCCUUUAAAGAAACCGUAAAGAUUCAUAUGUUGAAAGUAUGAUACACUGUGCAACUUAUUUCUUUGCAUUAAACCCCCUAUGAGUUAGACUUUAGGCUUUUAAUCAUGUGUCCAGUUGUUUCCUAGGAAAUGUUAAUAGAACGUUUUGAGAAUGUCUGUAGCUAUGAGAUAUGGACAUCACUCCCGUUGUAAGCUAUAGGAGAACCAGUAUUGGACUAUCCCAGAAAUGUUUCUUGUUUCUGCAAGUGUCACUGCAGAAGAGCAUAUACUGGAUGUGUCAGGAUUUGACGUGUCCGCAUGUAAAAGUCCUAGAGAAACGGUUUGCAUCAAACAUGAUGCCGGAAAAUUACACCGUGCCACAACAUGUGCAGCGCCGCCACUGGAAUGGAGCAGGAUUGACAGGCAGCAUGGCAGGCUUAUUUUAUUUUUAUUUAUACAAUUUUUAUUUUCUUUAUUCAAGACAAAGUAAUACAUAGCAUAACAUAAGGGAUGAGGAGAAACAAAAAGCGAGUGGGAAAUACAGCAGGGGGUAAGCACAAUUGGUGGUACACAGCCAUUUAGCCUACGUUUCUGGAAGUGUUGAUCUAAUAAACAUCUUGGAGGCAUUCGUUACGAUGAUUAGUUUAAAACAUUUUUUUUUAAAAAUGACAUGCACGAUUACCAUAUAAUUAGUUCUCCAACGUAUAUUGUGAAAGGUGCUGUCAGUGCGUUGAUAAACACCCUUACAUAACACAGUCUUCAAUUGACUUACAUUCCCUGAGUCGCUUAAGAUUGGCCUUGAUGGGGUGCUGAGGCUUAAGGUAAAUUCGCAGGUAGAAGCCCCAACACUUGUUUGGUAAGGUGUGCCAUAAUUGUGUAUUUUGUUCCACGGCAGCAGCAAGUAGUGCGUUUAUUGUGUGACUUGGGGAUGUCUGAGAGAAGGAGAAGAGGAAGUGGAAGAAGUGUGAGAGAUUGGUAGAGGGUAGAGUUCAACCUAUGCCCAUUAUUUGGAAUAUAAUCACAGUUGGAGCAUUAAUUUAUAUAGGGGUGUUCUGGAAGAGAGCGAUAAUUUUCGUACAUUGGAAGCAAUAAUAUCACCAAUGGUCUCAAUUUCCCAUGUAUGGUGGUAGAUAUGGCAAUUGCCUGCAGAGAAAACCACUUUUCGUGUUUUUAAAAGUCUUUUUAUUUUUUUUAUUCAUUUAUUUUGUAUUUGGGCAGUGAAGUGUUCCUUUAAGGAAAGUGUUUGUGAUACUAUCCUUUUGAAGUAGUCUGAAAGUAUUCAGAUGUUUACUUUUUAUUUAAUAUAUUUUUUUCUGGGAUUUUUUUUUUCUUUUUUCCACUCUCUCUCGGUUCUCUUGAAAAACUUUUUCUUUGGUUUCAUUAAGCUUCUGGAUAAAUUUAUCACCCCGUUAAGUUUGUUUCUGCUAAGCUCUUCAGUAAAACCAUUUGGAUUUAGUAGUGUAAAUAUUGCUGUAAAACACUCGGCAAAACCGAAUGCUUUAAAAGCCGAUAAUUAGAAGUUCCAAACAUUAAACAGAAGUUUGAAUUUAGUUUGCCCAAGCCAAAAAGAAUAACAUCCGACAACGGAAAAUAUUUCUAUUUAUAAGGACCAGUGCCUUUUCACAUAUGAACAAGCAGGUUUCAAUAUUUUGGAUCCCUCAUUUUUAACCAGAGAAAUGUAGAGAGAUUGUGGAUGACUUUGAACAUUCAGUUUAUAUUUUCUUGAAUUUAGAGACCAUUCCAAUUUCAGAUAGAGGUCUGUAAGUGACUACUCUCCUGCUUUCAUUCAUAACUUUGGGUGCUCCACUUUUGGAUUCAAAAUGCUGAGUCAAGGACUUACCAUAGUAUCAGGGGGUUAUCCUCAAAAUAUAGUUUAUUGGCAGUCCUCCACAUCACAUUUUUCUAGUUUUGUGACGGUCUUCUAGCACAAUGACUUCGUCAAUCAAAGAGGUUGCUUUGUUUUUAGGGGUGCUGUUUGGGAACUCGUUGUGUUGGUUUUUUUGGUUUUUUUUUUUUUUUCUGUGUCCUACGUGUUCCUCCAGUGUUUACAAUGCUGACUCAUUAAAAUACUGUAUGAUUAACCUCAUUAUGACAAAGAGUAAGGCAAUCCUACAUCAACUUAAUAUCGAGACACUUAAUGACUUCCCUUAUACCAAAGACUGUAAAUAGUCACAGUGGGAUAGAUUUCUUCAUUGAUAUGCUUUUUUGGGGGCAAAGUGUUCCUGUUUUCCUUGAUAAAUUUGUGACGAAGUCUAUAGCCUCUAUUUCUAAAUAAAUCUUUCUCAGACAAGCUUGUUGCAUUUCAACUCGCUGAGUUCUGGUGAUUGAACAGUCCAUCAUAUUUGAUCAUAUGAGCAAAUGGAAUUGCACGACCUAGAGAUAUUGUAUUUCUGCUGGGCCUUUGCAAACUUAUUUUAUGUAAAUCUGAGUACAAUUAAAAAUGAAGGUUAAAAAAAAAAAAAAAAAGAACACUAAUAAACAAUUUAACCUCUUGCUAUAGGGUAUUCUUACCAUUCUAUUGGCAAUGUGUCUUUAAAAGAAUACAUUUUUGUUUUAGGACUGUGGCCAAAAUAAACACCCACCACCUGCUAGUCUAUAGUGUUGAUACACAUCAUAGUUGAUCUGUCUUGUCACAUUUUUUUCCAUAUCUUAGCCAAACCAUUAGUGUGGAGCAGCAGGAUCCAGGAUUAGUUCUGCACCUCCAUACAAAUCUUUUUUCCCCUCUUUCCAUCUGACCCAUUAGCUCUACAAUUUCUCUGAAGCUCAGCCAGUUGGGCACUUGGAGCAUUGUGGGAAAUGUAGUUCCCACCAACUGCAGUGCCAUCACUUGUCUUUGUGGCUACAUGCUGAUGGUCGCAAGGACUGGAGCCUGAAAGUUUGAGAGCAUCACAUAUAAUCAGAGCUUAAUGUGCUACAAUAAACCCUGUUAAUGGAAAUCUGUUCCUUUGGGGAGGCCAAACAAUAUAGUAUCUUCCAACGCACAAAUGAGAGAAUGGCAAGGACAGUCCAGGACACCUGUCUGAGAAUUGUAAGCUGUGCUACUUUAGGAGACACUUCUUUUAAUAACCAGACACUCAUGACAGCUGCAUUCCCGUAAUUACAUUUUAUAAUGGGAACUUUGGCCUUCGGCUUCCUACUGUGAAAAUUUCAAUGUUUUUCAGUUGGUCGUUAAAUCUCACAGUUUGGCAAACAGCAGCAGAUGCAUAGAUAGCUACAACAUAUAUACAGUGUGUAAUAUAUUGUGUAACUAGACAUGACCAAUGGAUACAAAAUGCUGACCAUUAUUUUCUCUGAUCUUCAGGUCAUAGUUCUUUUGUAGGAAUGCAAUAACGGUUUGGUACCUAGGUUGCAUUUAAUACCCCUCUUGGUAAAAAGCACAGAUCCCUGCCCCCCUCCCCACUGUUGGGUUUGAUAAGAGUCUCUGGUAGAGUAAAUGCAUGGCUCUACAAGAAACUGUAUCUGGAUGCUGAGCAGUAUGAUAGCUAAAUAUGUAUCUGCAAGUAGAGUGGAAUCUUCUAAACCCGAAUGCCCCCUGGCAAUUUUAAAGGGUUAAAUAACCCUUUAAACAUUUACCUGAUUCCAGCGCCAAUGUCCCUCAGGCUCCUCUUAUGUCGACGUCUGAUGAUGGUGGGGGGACGCUGAAGCACGUGUGCGGCCAGCAUGCUUGAGACCUCCCCCAUUGACUUAAUGCUUUCCUAUAGGGUUUUGAAACACACUGAAUGCUGCCAGUAGAGGCAGUCUUAACACUACAGUGCAAACAUUGUCAUUUCUCUAAGGGGGACAUGGACACUGCACCCAGACCACUUAAAGGACCACUAUAGGCACCCAGACCACUUCAGCUUAAUGAAGUGGUCUGGGUGCCAGGUCCAGCUAGGAUUAACCUUUUUUUGCUGUAAACAUAGCAGUUUCAGAGAAACUGCUAUGUUUACCUAUGGGUUAAUCCAGCCUCUAGUGGCUGUCUCAUUGACAGCCGCAAGAGGCGCUUCCGCGCUUCUCACUGUGAUUUUCACAGUGAGAAGACGCCAGCGUCCAUAGGAAAGCAUUGAGAAUGCUUGCUUUCCUAUGGACUGGCUGAAUGCGCGCGCAGUUCCUGCCGCGCAUGUGCAUUCAGCUGGAGAGGAGGAGAGCUCCCCGCCUGGCGCUGGAGAAAGAGGUAAGUUUAACCUUCCUCUCCAUCCAGCCCGGCGGGAGGGGGACCCUGAGGGUGGGAGCACCCUCAGGGCUCUAUAGUGCCAGGAAAACGAGUAUUUUCCUGGAACUAUAGAGGUCCUUUAAAUGAGAUGAAGUGGUCUGGGUGCCUAUAGUGUCCCUUUAAGAGAUGGCUUCUUGUGGUAGUUGACAAAAAAAAUUUAUUUGCUGAAUCAUCACUCGUAUCUCAAUGAGAAAGAUCAAUAAACAGCAACCUGCAUAAAGAUUAUAGAAACUGUAAUGGCUUCUUUGGCAUAAAGUACUUUAAAAGAGAAAAAACACUGACAAAAUUGACAGGUUCUCAAGAUAUUACCAAUCAGGGAGUCCGUUUUUGGAGUGCGACAGGUAAUCGGUUACGAGCCGUUUCCAGUUUUGUUUGUGGUCUAUUUGGGUGUCUAGAUUGGAAUCUGCUUACUGGACAGAUGAUUCAUGUUUUUUUUCCAGCUGAUUGUGUGUCAUCCAGAUUGCUACACACAUCAGCCACCUCACCCAUGAACCUCCUGCAUUUAUUUCUUUAUUAAUUUUAUAUUUGAAUUUUUAAAGGUAGGUAGAAUCUGCAUCUCACCCAGUUUCAGUCUUGGACCUGAGCUGUGAUUUAAUUUCACCUAGGAUAGCUUUCAACAUGCAGAAUAGAGUGAGCAUCUAUCAUUCUGUCAGGGAACAGGAAAAUGUUCUACAUGAGGAACUCUGUUGUAGAUUGUUGUGCCCAAUGACAAGAAGGUGUCAUGGACAGAGCCACAACGUCUGGGGAAAAAUGUUUUUUCAGUGCUGUAUAUGAAAGAAAGAUCUGUAAUUAGACUGUCUUUAUGGUCUAUGCGCAGACCAUCCCUCAGGCUCAGGUGUUUCCAGUAUCUCUGUAUUCAGCCUGCACAAGCCUUAUUUGAGUUAUUUGUGUUGAAUCUUACUGUUAACAAAUGCCUUUCCUGUCCUGGACUAAAAACAAUGUUUUUUUUUUCCGUUUUUUUUUAGUAGUUCCUGGAGAAUAAAGUGUAUAACUUAUCUCCUUGAAAGAUCGAUAGAAUUUAAUUUUGACAGAUAUUCCAUACUUGACAUUCAAAACGUUUGCAUGUUUGCUGCCUUCCUAAAUCGUGAACCGGUUAACUUAAAACCUCUCUACUUCAAAGGAUAUUAAGUACUAGGCAAAUCAUUCUUUUAGCAACUUCCUACCCCAUAGCUUCCCUUCAGUUGGCUCUAAGAAAACCUCUAGCUGCUUUUAAACUAAUGCUCUUAAUAAUGAUCGGUUUAAGCCUGUUAAUUGUUAGUCGUAUCUAAUACCAAAGCCUCAUGGUGAGAUUGUAAGAUUUUUUUUUUUUUGUUUUGUAUGUUGGUAAUUAAAUAAAUCCUAACUUAUAUAAAUGUAAGUGCAUUGACUGGCAGUAAUGGGAGAGGUAUGUAGACUGUAUGGUGAGUUUUAUUUAUACAGAAAUGCUAUUAGAGAAUGUAUUCUUCAUGCCUGUAUGCGUGACGUUUGCAUUUGUAAACUGCAGCCGUCUUGUUAUCCAACACAACACUUAAAGGGACACUCCAGGCACCCAGACCACUUCUGACCAUUGGAGUGGUCUGGGUGCCAACUCCCACUAACCUUAACCCUGCAAGUGUAAUUAUGGUAAGAUGCCAUCGUGUAGCAGAUUUUAGUUCCAUGAAUUUGGCGGCACACACCGCUGACCGCGUUUGACUAAAUAAAGAUGUCCGCCGCCACGUGUUCGUCUGUACGAACGGCGGCCACCCAGCGGUCGGUAAUUAACCUGUGGUUAACCACCAGCCUGGGAGUUAAAUAGGCUGCACACUUCCACUUGUGAGUGGUCCGCCUGUUCAGUAAUUGAUUCAGUAAGCCCCAUUUACUGAACCAUGUGGGAAAAAGACACAAACACAGUAUUAACACAGUCUGGGGACACAGUAUUAAAGGGACAUUGUUCCAAAAAGUCUCAAUAUGCCCAUAUAACAGUUUUAAAGGGCCAUACACCACAGGGCCAUAAUCCUGAGGCAAAAGGUGAGCAACCAGGCCCCUCAAGAACCCAGUGGCGAGGUUAUUUUCGCGUAUAUAUAUAUAUAUAUAUAUAUAUAUAUAUAUAUAUAUAAUAUAUAUUACACACACAUAUAUAUACAAGUAUAGUGGCACUCACCCUUUCAAUGAAUCAGUAAAAGACUGCCUUGGUGCAAUCCCACGCUGGAUAUGUAAAGCAAAAAGGAAAGAGAUGCACUCUCAGGUCUUUGUAAAAAAACUCGAUAUUAUUUAAUAACAGGUAACAUACAUCUGAUCGACGUUUCGACCUCUUCAGGUCUUCCUUGAGGAAGACCUGAAGACCUGAAGAGGUCGAAACGUCGAUCAGAUGUAUGUUACCUGUUAUUAAAUAAUAUCGAGUUUUUUUUUACAAAGACCUGAGAGUGCAUCUCUUUCCUUUUUGCUUUAUAUAUAUAUAUAUAUAUAUAUAUAUAUAUAUAUAUAUAUAUAUAUAUAUAUAUAUAUCGCAAAAAGGAAAGAGAUGCACUCUCAGGUCUUUGUAAAAAAAACUCGAUAUAUGUGUGUGUGUAUAUAUAUAUAUAUAUAUAUAUACACACACGCGUGAUCAAAACUAUUCAACCAUUGAAAUCGUGUUUAUUGUCAAAAUGUACAGAUUUUCAGCUGUUUGCAAUGAGCAAAUCAAACAAAAGCAAUUGAAAUAGUUAAACACAGUAAAUGUGUCAAGUGGUUUCCCCACAUUCAACUGAAUGUGAAACUUAUGACUUCUCCACUCUCUAAAUUUUAGAGGCAAUGUUGGAAGCAUAGUUCACAAAUUCAAAAUUGAAGGAACGGGGGUUACACUACCUGGACGGGUUAGAGAAAGGAAGCUAUCAAUGGUUGCAAUCAGAUUUCUGAGAAGGAAGGUUGUGGAAACUCCUUGAGUGACACCUGCAACAAGACAUGGUGGCAACAGGCACUAAGGUUUUAGUGAGCACAAUAAGGCGCUUACUAAACACAGAAAUUCUCCAUGCCAGAACUCAGACGUACACCACUACUGACACAAAAGCACAAGAAAAGUCGUAUCCAAUAUGCUCAAAAUGAUAUAAAUAAGCCACAGAAACUUCGGGAUUCUGUUCUGUGAAGCGAUUAAACAAAACCGGAACUUUUCGGUCCAAUGGAUUAGCGGUAUGUCUGGAGGAAGAAGAAUGAAGCAUAUGCAUUGGAAACUUGCAGAGUGUGGAAGGUAAGAUCGAUUCAUUGAAGUAUCAGGUGAUCCCAGGAGAAAAUGUCAUGCCGUCUGUGAGGAAGCUGAAGCUUGGGUGUCAUUGGACCUUAUAACUAGACAAUGAUCCCAAGCAUACCUCAAAUUCCUUGGUUGCAUGAGAAGUCCUGGAAAAUUCUACAGUGGCCACCACAAUCACCUGACUUGAACCCCAUAGAAAAGUCUCUGGUGGGAUUUAAAGAAGGCUGUUGCAGCAUGCAAACCCAAGAAUAUUACUGAAUCAAAGUCUAUUCCUCAGGAACGCUGCCAGAAACUGGUGUCUGGCUAUGCAUCUUGUUUGAAGCAGGUUAUAACCACAAAAAAGGUGCUGUACUAAAUAGUAAAGAUGCUUGCCAUGAAGGGGUUAAUUAAUUUUAAUUUUAAGACUGGAUAAGUUGCAUUUUAAAGUUGAAUUUGGGUAAACCACUUGAAGCGUUGUUUGUGUUGAGCUUUUGUUUGAUUUGUUAAUUGCAUACAGCUGAAAGUCUGUAAACGUCGACAAUAAACCUGAUUGUCAGUGUGGUUUUAAUCAUUUUGAUUGUGUGUGUGUGUGUGUAUAUAUUUAUUGUAAUAAAACCUACAGCAAUGUCUCUUUUAAACUGCAAUAAAUGUAUUGAGAACUUCUGUGUAUUUCAGAUACAUCGUUCUUCUAAAUUGUAUUUAAAUGCAAAAAUAGUUAUUGGUAAGUCAUCAAACUUUUUUCCAAACAGCCCCACCCCUUGCCACACAGCAACGCGUAACCCUAAAAUGUAAAUGCCCCUCUUCGUCCAUUUGAAAUGUUGGGUGGUAUAAGAUACCUUACAUAAGUUCUAUGUGUUUCUUUGAAUGGGUUUAGAAGAGUUAAUUGUUUAAAGUGUUGUGUUAGGACAGUGAUGGCUGGUAAAACACCAUGCUCCAUAAUAUUUGCAUUGGUAAGAUUAACCAUCCUCUGUUAAAGGCACUGUUGAUUAAUAAUCCUUUCUGAUUUUGUAUUUUUUUUUCAGAAUUCUAUACGACAUAACCUAUCCCUGAAUAAGUGCUUUCUUAAAGUGCCUAGAUCCAAGGAUGACCCUGGAAAGGUAACUUUGUCACGUCUAUACAGUACAUUGUAUGCUACAUUACACCUGUAAAUCUAUUACAUAUUGGGCAGUGGCAUUUUUAAGGGCACCAUGAAAUGAGAAGCGAGUGUGGUCUUAAUGCUAGCUCUAUCCAAUUCUUCCCCUGGCCGACCAGGUCUGCCGGUCCCCGCGGCCGACCAGGUCUGCCGGUCCCCGCGGCCGACCAGGUCUGCCGGUCCCCGCGGCCGACCAGGUCUGCCGGUCCCCGCGGCCGACCAGGUCUGCCGGUCCCCGCGGCCGACCUGAUCAAAUGCAGUUUAUUCACUGAACUAAGAAUUGUGAAAUAAUGACAAGGAAAACUGCAUGUUGUAAACUAAAAUGGCUGAAUCUGAGCUAUUUCUCUCUAAUUGUGCAGUCUUAAAAUGUUCUUUGUCGGUUAUCUACAAUUCCUAGUUUAGUAAAUACAGUCUUCACUGAUAAUUUUACGGAUGUGUGAAAGAUUAAGCAAGGUCUUUUGGAGUGUCUAGGAUAUAAAUAGAUAGAGAGCAGAAAUUAGGGAAGUAAAUAUGAAUCCACGUGAAUCCAGAUAACCCAGUGGCAACGUUUUGGCCACACAGAUGGGACUUUGUCAGGGCAUCCGCGAUAUAAAUAUAAAAUCUUGUGCUGCAGAAGAUGAGGUUUUUGCUGAAAACAAAUUUCUUGCACACAGUUAAACCGCACUCACGUACAUAUGAAUGUUUGCAUGUCUGUGUGCAAUUAUGUAAAUUGCUUGAGCACUUAAAAAAAAAAAAAAAAAAUAUAUAAUAAUGCUGAUUGUUUGAAGGUCACUAAUCCUUUAAGAAAUAAGUAGCUGCAGUUGCAAUUUUUUUUUCUUAAUUUAAACUAUAAAUGUACAAUUAAAGGGUUUCUGUGCGGUUUUUUGUAACCCUUGCGUUUGUGAUUUAUGAGAUUUUGAGUGUUCCUUUUUGGUACUAAAUUUAAUUUUAUUGCAAAUGAAGUAAUAAUUGUGGUCUACAGAGCACUCACUUAAUUGAUGAAAGAUUGAUGGUAGGGAUACAUAACUUGGAUGCAUGAAGCCUAUUUUUGGAAUCUUGCGGCCUGUCUACGAAGCUGCUAAUGCAGGCAAGCCUGCCAAUUACUAUCAGCAGGCCCACUCCUUCAUCACGGUUUUCUUAUUUUUCUUUUUUCCUCCUCCCCCUCCCCCUUUUCUUUUCUUCAUUAUUACUUUCCACAUCUAGCAGUGACCUUCUAAUCUCUGAUUGCUAAAAGUUAUUUUUGUUUUUAUUUUGGGGGGGUUUGUGUUUGUUUUAGUUCCACCUACCCCCUCUCAUGUUUUGAUCUUUUCAACUCAAUUACUGAUGAAACAUUAAAAACCUGAUGGUUAUAGAAACAAAUUUGUUAUGAUUGAGCCAAGAGUAAUUUUUGAAUCCAACACAUAAACUUAGCUAUGACUUUUCUAUAUAAAUAUAACAUUUUUCAAUAGUACAACUGCUAUGCUGAAAAAGCAAUGACUGGACAUUUAAUGCACAUUAUACCCUACAUCAGGGCUGCCCAACAGGUAGAUCCCCAGAUGUUGUAGAACUAGAACUCCAUUGAUGCUUUGCAUGCCUUUUAGAAUGCAUUUUGAAUGACAAGCAUACAUCAUCUUUUGUUGAAAUGAUAUCAAGGAGUGACAUUUCCCAACUGUCUACUAGUUGAGUUUAUGUACUGAAAAACACUGUAAUCAAAGUUGGGAAACACACAGGUACAACUGAUUUCCACCCAGUUAUGCAAUUUCUUUAUCGUAGAUGAUAUUACUUAAAAUAGAAUACGUUUUAAUUUGCAUAGACUAUCUGUUGUUGAGUCAUGGUGUAAAGUUUAUUAAAGUGCACCUGUCUCACAAACAUUGUUUUGUUGUCACUUUAAAGAGAGUACAAUUUCAUCUGUAAACUAUGUUAGCAAAUGUAUUAAAGGAAAGGUAAUAAAUACAUUUUACAUUAAAGGAGCACUAUAGGGUCAGGAGCACAAACAUGUAUUCCUGACCCGAUAUUGUUAAAAACACUAUGCAUCUCUACAAGAAAAGUUUAGUGUCUGCAUGCAGAGGGUGGAGACACUGAGUGGCAGUGCUGCUUACUGUGCAUCACUGCCCCAGGAACCGCCUCUAGCAGCCAUCUGAAGAGUGGCCAGAGGAGGUAUCCAUAGGCUGUAAUGUAAAAACUGAAUUUUCUCUGUAAAAAAAAACGUGUUUACUGCAAAAACCCAAAGGGACUGACUCCACUCACCAGAAGCACUACAUUAAGCUGCUGUUGUUCUGGUGACUAUAAUGUCCCUUUAAUUUGACAUUUUGGAUCUUGAGUGCAUUGCCGUCCGCAUGCCAAGUCACAGCAGUAAAGUGUACGGCCAUCUUGUCUCCAAGUGGUGUGAUGGCAUCACACAACUUGCACACUAGUGAUUGUGGGAUGUUAUUUGCAUCAACUGGAAGCAGGGGGAUUUUAUACACAGCUUCCCCAUUUAUAUCAGAAAUCUGUGUUGAGUAAGGAGAAAGAGGAAGUUUGCUGGCAAUAUCAUAUGCAAAUGUAUAGCUUAAAAUACAUACAUAACCACAGUGUACACAUUGAUUACACACCUACCUGAAUGUGAAAUUAACAUCCACAUAAUUGAGACACUAUAGUCACCAACACAACUCCAGCUUAUUGAAGCAAUUUGGUGUACAAUCACGUUUAAUGCUUUAAUAAUAGUAAUGUGCUUGAAUCAAAAUUCUUUUCCUUAUUUUAACAAACAUGAAAAGUGUAAUGUGUGCAGUUUUAUAAAACUUCUCACAAAUGGUUUGACCCACAAACUGGGACAGUGUACAAAGAAUCAUUUCACCACAAUAAGUUUGCGUUUAUAGUGCUUGGAGUACCCCUUUAAGUACAGUGGAACCUGGGAACUUGAACGGUCCCGUUCUCGAACAAUUCGGAAGUCGACAAAAUUAGAUUAAAUUAAAAUUUAUUAGAAAAAAAAUCGUCUCGGUACGCAAACUUUUUUGGUACCCGAACAAAUCAUGCCACAGACAUGUUCAAUUAGACACACUUUAGACAAAUUUUAAAUGCCCGAAGAACAGUUACGUAUCCCCAUUCAAACAAUAAUACUCUUCUCCUUUCCACUUACGCCAUCAACUCACAUCAUUACAGGUAAAGUGAAGUUAUAUUUUCAUUUAAUUUACUGUACAUUUUGUUUAUUAUUAUUUUCCUAUAUUUUUUUAUUCAUGUAAGGCAUUAUUAUACUAUACAAUUUGUGUUAAAAGGCUGUUGUUAUUUUUGGGGUCUGGAAUAGAUUAAUCAAAUUUACAUUAAUUCUUACGCGGAAUGUUGAUUCGGUUCUCGAACAAAUCGGAACUCAAACAGCCUUCUGGAACGGUUUAAGUUCGAGUUCCGAGGAAUACAUUUCAAUGAAAAUGAAUCGCGUGUUUUUUAAUUAAGAAUUUUACUGAAGAAUCUCACCUGUUCCAAAACCAAUAUUUACGACCUAAAAAGGUUUGUGCUUUGUAGAUGGAAGAGUUUGUGUAUGUUCAUUUCUCUUGUUUGGUUUGCUUAAGUGAUGGGAAUAAGCUGAGCUGGGUAUCAGUUUAUUUUCUAAAAGUAUGUAUUGAAGGCAUGACUUAAAAUCACUUGUGUAUUUUGUUGUGAGUCUCUGUAAUAAAGAUUGUUUAGAAUUAAUUAGAUUUAGAAAUCUCUUCUUGCUGAAAAUGCUUUUAUUAGAAAUAAAAACUACCCAAAAGAAAAGGUUAACGUGUAACGAUACUCUGUCAUUUUACUUUUAGGGUUCUUAUUGGGCAAUAGACACAAAUCCAAAGGAGGAUGCAAUACCAGCACGGCCAAAGAAACGGACGCGGUCUGGAGAGCGGGUGAGUUUGCUUUUACCCAAUUCUUAUCGAACAAAAUAAAGAACGUUGUUGCUUUUUUAAUUAACAAACUAAGGGGAACAUGGGCUCGACAAUGCCUAGCUUCCAACACUAACUAUAGCUCUAUUCUCAGCUCUGAAUAAAUGGGACAACUGGAAUGGACACGUGGGUCCCAUAACUUAUUCAUUGACAUUUAAUCGUAAAAAAAAAAGCCCACUCUGCAAUUUAAAACUGUAAAAUAAAUUCUCGUUCACAUUUUUAAUAAUGUGAAAAUAUCUAGUAGUAUAAAUGCAAUUUCCUCAUUGUCAAUGUCCUUAUAAGGAUAUUGCUUCUAGUAAGCUGUUUUUUGUUUUGUUUGUUUCAUUAUCAUAGUUAAUUAUGAUCACUCCUGUUUUACCUCUGACUUUGCCAUUACUUGGUUCGUAGUUCUGAACUCAGACAUAUUUCCAUGUGCAAUUGCCAGGAAGAAUGUAAACAUUGUUUUCAUUGAAUAGUGGCUUACUAUUGAACCACAUGGAAUGCUGGAGGGUGUGUAGACUAGUACACAUUUAUUAAACAGUAACUCACUGUCAUAAUGUCUGAAGAAAUGCAGUUUCCACCAAUGAUGACUUUAUAGAUUAGAAUGUCCUAGAUAAAGCAGAGUUGAUGCAACACUGUGUUCAUUAAGCAAGCAUACAGCAGCUCACACACCUAUAUCUAACAUGCAGCGAUCCCUAUAAAUAUACAUAAUUAGCCACACAGAGGUAGAUUAACAGAUGUUUUAAAACUACAACUUCCAUGAUGCCUUCUCAUUCUAAAGGCAUGCAAAGACACACAAAACAUGUGGGACUCUACCUUUUUGGCACCCCUGAUGAUAAUAGCAUAUUAUUUUUCCGUCGCUUUGCUCCAAACUCUCUGCCAUCCAUAAUCUAUAAACAAGGUAGUUCAAAAAUAGUGCAUCUUUAUUUGUUGAAAAAAUGAUAACAUGCCAUAAUAAAUAGCAGGCAGACCUCACGAACAACAGGGCAUCAAAAAAAAUAAUGUAAUAAGAACAUAGUGUCCAAACUACACAAUAAACACCAAUGCAAAAAGAAAUAAAAAAAAAAAUAGAAAUGCUUUCCUAUGGACGGACUGACUCCGCGCGCGGCUCUUGCCGCGCAUGCGCAUUCAGCCGAUGACGUCCAAAGGAGGAGGAGAGUCCCCAGCGCCGAGGGAGCCCGGCGCUGGAGAAAGGUAAGUGUUUAACCCCUUCCUCCCACUUCAGCCUGGUGGGAGGGGGGCCAUGAGGGUGGGGGCACCCUCAGGGCACUACAGUGCCAGGAAAACUAGUUUGUUUUCCUGGCACUAUAGUGGUCCUUUAAUGUAUUUUUCUCCUAUAGCUUUUAGUAUUCAUUACAGAUACAGCCAAGCUCCAUUUUCUUUUUCUAUGGUCAUUUAUGGCAAAGAUUUCCAUAUUUCAUGUUUUGCCGGGGACAUUCUCCUGUUCUCCGACUUGGUUUAGUGAUAUAUAAAGUUAUAAGGUCACAGUUUAGAACAUCAAAAACUUGGGCAUUGUAGCAAAUCAUGGAUAGCUAAUACUAAAUACUAUAUUCCCCCCCCCACCCACCCCCCCUCCGCUCUAGAUGCUAUGUAUAUAGGUAUCAAUUCCCUUUUUUGAGUUUUACUGGAAGGAGACCUUUGGAAAUCUUUACAUUUUUUUGCAGAAGCUCCUGACUGUAACAUGCCUACUUGGUAUUCGUUAUCCCCGUUAACACCAUCUUUUUCCGCCAGGAGUCUUGUCACUGUCAUGCCCAGCUCCGAAACACUUUAGGUUUUUGGUUGGUGUGUGUUACCUUUCCCUGUUACUUUUUGCUUUGUGCCGAUUCAAACCUGCAGUGGACCUUAAGUGUUUGCAGUGGCGUUACUUUUCUUUUUGGUUUUUUAUAGGACAUAUUUAUCUCUGUUUUUAAUUAUAUUAUUUUUAUAUAUUUCAGGCCUCAACACCAUACGCGGAUUCCGAUUCAUUGGGAAUGGAUUGUAUUCUCUCUGGAAGUGCCUCUCCAAAUCUGGCUAUCAACACUGUGACUAACAAAGUACGUUUACUUUCUUUCCUUUUUUUUCUUUUAAUAAUUAAAAUGCUUCAAGUUUUUCGGUUUAUAUAUGUUGGAUGGUGGAACUUCAUGGGAGUUCUAGCUGUAUAGGUCAGUGGAAUUGCUUUCAUUUAAUGCACAUAGUGUUUCUUUUAUGUUACUAGAUUAUUUUACUUAGUUUUCUUAGGGCUAGAAGUUGUAUUGUUUUAAGGGUAAAAUUGUUUGACAAUGCUUUAACCGAGGAUUCCUCAAAACUCUGGCCCUCUGGAUGUCUCUGAACUACAACUCCCAUGAUUCUUUGAAUUAAAUAGUAGCCAAAGAAUCAUGGGAGUUGUAGGUCAGCAACAUCAGGAGACCCAGAGUAAAUGCUGUAAAUGCUCUUUGUAUCUGAGCUUCACCUGGCCCUGUCUGUAACACUUUAAAUGGUGGGCCUAUCUGUUGUAGAGAACAUGGUUUGUUCUAUAAUAAAUAUAUAUAUAUAAAACAACAUAUGGACUGCACUCACGGUCUCUCAUAGUGAAGUUUUCUUUAUUCUAUAAGAAAAAACAGCAGAUCGACGUUUCGGUCCUCUCUGGGACCUUUUUCAAGUGAAGUCUUUCAUCUGCUUCAUGAGGUCUAUUGACAGUUGUGUAAUAUUACUUUUCAAAUUUUGUACUGCAUGCAUCGAUCGGGCUUUUUAGAGAAACAGACCCCUGGAGAAAUUAACCUGAAUAACGGCUUUUUAGGCUGAUGAUAUUUUCUAAUUUUCUACAUUUUUACUCUUGUUUUCUAGGUAACCUUAAUUACCCCAGAUCAGGAUGGCAAUGACAGCCCUCGAAGUAGCCUUAACAACAGUCUUUCUGAUCAGAGUGUGUCGUCUUUAAACUGUAAAAGUGUUGGCAGUGUACAUAGCUAUACGCCGGUAAGCAUUCUGUAUCUGGGCACACAACAAGCUCUUUCAUUUUUCAUCCAGUUCUUUGUUUUGUGCUAUUUCUUUCUAAGAAUAAGAGUGCUGGCAUAAUCUUGGUGUUUGUACAAGUUGUAAUUUAUUUGUACUGGGUAGGCAUUGUGCGUUUUACAAGAGUCCUCAAUGCCAGGCUUUUUAACCCCUGAACAUCUCGGAUUGUUCGGUUGUGUUUUUGUGUUUUGUCUUGGUUUAAUUUGUAAUUCGUAAGAUUCCAUAGUUAGGGGAAUGUAUUGUCUAUCGUUUAGUUUUGACAAGUAUUGGACUAAUGGCCAAACUACUUAAUACAUUCUUUAAAAUAACUGUUGGGUGGAAAACCCAAAGCUUUCUACCUGUUUUGAAUAAGGAGGUCCUGCCCUCUGAUCUACAUGUAUUUAUUAUCUGUCCCCAGUAGAUAUUUUAUAAGAUUUAUAUGCCUAUAGUCCCCUCUAAAUUUAGAGGUUAUAACCUCAUUUUGAAAAGAGUGAUGGCUCUUAUUUUUAGUCUAAUAUUUCACAUCCCUGUCACAUGUAGGUCAUUAACAUGAAAAUGGCAAUCGCCAUUACCUAAUGACACACACUCCUUAUAUGAAAAAGGGGAUCCUUCUGGAUCAUAUCCUUUGUUUAUGGACAUAUAAACAAAUUCCUUUUCAAAUGAGGGGUCUCAUGCACCUCAAAGUAGUUAGUGGUUGCUAUAGCAAUUGAAAUCACAUGUCUACUAGGUGACUUUUGGGGUACCUUGUGCCCUAAAAGUAACUUUAGAAAAUGUCAGAGCUGACAAGGGGCAAUUUUUCCUAAGCCACUAGGUCGCAGGGAUUGUGGACUACAGCCACGAUUAAAAUAGUGGGGUGUGUGUUAUGGUAUCUUUUGGCGUGGUAGCUGGUUGGAUUUGUACAGGGCCUUUGCUAUUUAGCUACAUGGUUUAAUCUAUGUACAAUUAUACCUCCCAUUUUUAUUUAUUUUAAUUUUAGAUUGUGUUCCUGACUUGUAGGCUGAUACCCACAUACAGAACAGUAUAGUAUGUUUAUUAAAGGGAGUUGUUACAUAUAAAAACAAUUAACAGUACUGUUGUGGUAAUGGAACUUUUUAAUAGCUAAAAUGUAUAUUAGUUGUACUAAUUCUCAUUUCAAUCCACUCUCUGGAUUUUUUUCAUACUUUUUUCAUAAAAAGAAGUCUAGCUCUGCCUUAAUGUAUGUGAAUAUAUAUUGGUUGUUAUGUUAAGUCUCCUUGUGUGCAGUACGAUACUACAUCUUUUAUUAUAAGUUUGAAUACUUAUAAUAAAUGCAUUACGAGGUGGAAAGAGACACAGUCCAGUUUCUAAAGGAGCAUGAUUUUACAGUGUGUUAGGGAUGAACAUUCAGGGGCUGAUAUGAAGCUGUAGUUCCUGCUCACAUCGAAAAAAUCUGUUUGACAAUUGUCCUGCUACCAGCUUUUUAAACACAGAGAUUCCAGAUGAAAUCCCCAAAAUUGGUGAUGAUGAUAGACUCAGAGCUGAAAUUUAAUGUCCCCUUCUUUAUGGGGUUCAGGAUCCUUAGAACGCGCAAGGCAGACAUUUUCACUGUCUGGAGUAAAACUGAAGUGCCACACAUUGCUUAUGUUGGUGCCACUUUUUAGCAUCCAGCACUAGUGAAGAAUAAUAAUGAUGUAUGUGUUGGUUGAAUUAAUUGGUGGGUAAUGCGAGUUAAAGUAGAAAUGUAUAUUUUAACUGUAAUGCCUACAUUAUAGAGUUGUGCUCUUCUGCUAACUACCAUGUAAACUGUUCCUUAAUCUUCUUUUCAUUAGGUAACAAGCCAUCAGGAGCCAUCUGCUCACACAUUAACCCAGCAGUCACCAUAUAACACACAGGAGCAGGAAAAGCAUUUCCCUGAAUAUAAUUUUGACGAUCUCAGUGACUCCUUUAGGAGUUUAUACAAGACUGUUUUUGAGCACUCUCUAAGCCAAGGUGGGUCUCUGUUGCUGUUUUGUGUUUUAAAUGUAAUUUUUAAUGAAAAUGUUGUUUCUGCAUACAAUCAGACUUACACUCUGUAGAAUAAAAGUAUUUGAGAACCUAUACUAAUAGUGCUUGAUGCUUUAUCCAGCCACGUGAUGAAUGAUGCAUGGUGUGUUCUGUAGUCCACAACAAUUGGCAUCGGUUCACUAUUACUGUACUUUCGGUCACUUGCUUAGUCAAAACCUCAUUGGGUGGAACAACAAUCCAUUUUUUUUUUUAAUUGGGUGGGGGAAGGUCUGUUUAUAAACUAGGGAUAUAUGGUAUGUGCUAGUUCUUUAAUAUUUAAGUUUAUUUAGGUAAACAUAUUCUUGAUGUACAUAAGUCACAAACAGAUUACAGUGAUUUUCCACCUAUUAAAAAGGAUACAUGUAAAUAAAAUAAAAAUUAUACAAACCUCUGAUUAAAACCCUAUUGCAGUUUGUAGCUAGUGGUGGCAUAAGAUGAUAAUGGUCCCCAGUGAAGCAAGUUCUGUCUCCCUCUUAUUUAUCAUCACAAAUUCCCCCAGAUUAUUUCGCUAUACCCUGCUUUUAUUUUUAUAGAAAACUGUUUCCGGCAAUCCUUGUCCAGUUCAAUCAAGUUUUCUGUAAAAUACAUCACUGCACUAAGCAGUUUGCACGCUGCAGGGCUUGCCCAUUUGCAUUUGUAUGUAUUUUAGAGCACAUCAGCUAUUUUCCAGGAAGCAGUGUGACCUACAUAACUUUUUACCUGUGUUCAGAUGUAAUAGCACAAAAAAAACUGUGCCAUCGGAGUACGCUAUAUUAAUGAGACAUGUUUACGUCUUCUGUGACCAGAUGUCUCUUUACUGAGAUCAGUCCCCAGGGAAUGUCUUAUUAACCUAAAUCAGGACUAUAUAUACCCAGAUCUCUAUGGCUUCUGACUUUAAUUGUGGACAAAUGCUACUACUUUAUUCCUGGUAUUGCUACUAAUUAUCCUUGCAAUAGUAGGAAUGAGCAAGCAACAGUCACAGUGCAAAUGGCCUGGUGCCAGUUUAAACCCCUUCAUAUUGCUCUUUGAAGUUUCAUCCUGCCAACAAAUCGCAUUGACUGGAGCACAUGAUGUAUCCAGUUAUCGGUUUAUGGCCACUAUUGUCCUUCAGUGUCCUAUCAGAGAAUGGAAGGGAACAUCCCUUCUACUUUUUCAACAUAUUUACAUUGCAGCCAAAUACAUGAACAUGUUCCAUUAUUUAUCGGUUUCAUUUUCAUACUUGUUUAUCAAAUGAUGCCAUCUGUGACCAAAUGUGUCUCUACUCAUACCAGACCCCAGGGUAUGUCCUAUUUACUGCCACCCAUUGUUUGCAUAAGAAAUGUCCCACACCGCAUAUUUUCCUUUUGGACUCCUAAAAUCCUUGACAGAUCUCAGAAUUUGCGUGCUUUUUCUUUAUUUAUUUAAACCCAGACUUUGUAAAACAUCUGUGCAAGCUGUUCUUUUAUAAAUAUAUUCCUAGAUUGAAAUAUAAGCUCCCCAAAUCCCCCAUUCUUUGUGCCAGUAUGAUCAGAAAGUGCGCAGGCCCAGCAGACUGCUGCCAGGUCACGAUCAACCUUUGUGAGAUUUUAUGCGGUUUCCAAAAAGAAAGUGUUAUGGUGAUUUGCUGCUGUUUUACGGAUAAACACAUUGUCUAAACUUUCUUCCAUUCUAGCUUUAGAUCCAUGUUUAACUCCAGCCCGCAUUUGAUGUGAAAGACUUUUUCUAUGAAAAUGCAUUUUCACACAAUGUGCUGUUCAAGAUCCCUUACAGUCCUUUGAACUAGAAUGUGUUCUGAAGUGCACCUUGUUUAAUUCAUUUGCCAAACUCUAUCUUUGUCAUUGUGGAGGUGAGAGCAUGAGGGUGGACUGGGGGGAAAAAACUGGAGGUUUUAGCUUUUUCUUGCCUUCCAAUGUCAUGUAAAUUCUUAGUCUGUCUAAUAGUUCACAAGCUAUAAAUAUGGACCUUUUCAAUUGAAAAAUUGCGAUUUUCCAUAUCCUGGUCAUGACAUCUUCUACACCCAAUAAGAUGGGUUAACCAAAAAAAAGUAGUUAAAGGUAACUGAGUAAACCAGCAGUUAGGUUGAACAUAUCCAUAAUACCUGCAAACAUGUACCGUAUGUGAGCAACGGGUGGCAUACACUAGGAGUUGCAACUUAACCACAUAAGGACACAUGACGGAGAUAUUCCAUCAUGCUGCCCUUUUACUACUGAUCUGUGUUCUGAAGGGGUUAAUGUAUAUUUUAACUGUGUAUGUUUCUGCCCUCUAUGCUUUGUCUUGGCAAAGUACUCUCUGGAUUAUAUGAAUAUGCUUUCUUUUACAGGUCUGAUGAACAUGCCUUCGGAGUCACCCCAGCAGACACAUUCUCCUUGCUCCUAUCAGCACUCUCCUAGCAGCACAAUGAGUUCUCAGCAGCACAGUAGCCAAAAUAACCUGACAAACAGCCAUGCAAGUAACCUUGGCAACACCGUAGGCGACACCAUGGUUCACUUGACCCAUCCCCUCCACACACAGCAGUCUCAGCAGUCCCCGCACAUACACCACAACGUAGUACAUCAUCCGCACACGCAGCAGUGUACCCAGCAUACAUCACACUGUCACCAGCAUAGUCCUCAUCAAGCACCCCAUCCGGCACAGCAUCAGCAUCUGCAGCACCACCCCAACCAUCAGCAUCAGACCUUAGCGCAUCAGACAUCUCUAACACAGCAGCAAAUUCCCUGCGGGAAUGGUAAGAGCCUAUAUAUUCUUCCAAAACCCUUCAUUGAACAGGUAGCGGAGGAGUUAUGAUGAUUCUAAUUCCACAAUACUAGCAUUUUAAAAGAGGAUUUGUCUUUUUAUUGGGUAGGGUGCGACUUAUGGAUCCAGUUAAUAAAUAUAACUAUUGUGUAAGUUGAAUUUAAUCAUGGGAAACAGGAGAGGAGAAAAAGUUAUUACACACACACACACACACACACACACACUUUCUCUAUUUAUAUAGUGUUGUGCAUCACCUACAUAUCUCAAGUUAAACUUUGAGAAGUCCCCCUUGGGCACAGAAACUCAGAUGAUCUGAUUUCCACAGCUACCCCAUAGUUCCCAGCAAAUGAGCACAGACAAGCAUUGUGGUUCAGACUGCAUUUAUACAGGUACCCUUCAGCAGUGGACACUGAAUUAAACACAAGAUCCAAAAGGAUCAGUUACCAGAAGCCAACCAUGUAUUCUUUUGACCUUGAGCAAGACAAACAGAGAAGGGGUAGGGAUCUGUUUGAGGUGUAAAUAUUUUAUAUUCACAGAGUUCAGCUUUUGGAAAUGGAGAAAUGUACAUCUUUUUGUGCUUGGUCCUAAACAUUAGCAACACUAAGCAAUUAUUUUAAAAAACAAAAGAAAGGAAAUCCUUUUAGCUAUCCCGUUAUGCCACCAGUUUGCCAGUAUCACCACAACUCCCAGGAGGGCACGUGAGUUGCUUCAGUGGGUGAAAGGGUUCAAAAUCGCUAUUUGCCUGCACUAGGUGCAAACUAAUGACUAAAUUACCUCUUAGCACCACUUACAUCUGUAGUAUAAAAAAAAAAACUGCCACCACCAAGGCAACUUCAAAAACUUAGGUUACCAAAAAAAAAUAAAAAAUUUAAGUUAAAAACCCCACAAAACAGUCUAGUAGAAUGUCUAUGAAAUCAAAAUUCUAUUGAAUAGGUCUCCUUGGGAAACGUAGUUAUAUACCAUACCAUGGCAGAACUAGAAGAUUUAUUAUGACAAGAAAAUUGGUACAGUGCAUAAAUAUAAAAAAAAAAGACGUUUUAUUACACCAACAAACAGAUAAAAUAAAUAAAAAGGCGAAAAUUAACAAAACAUCCUAGUUACUUUCUAACGUAUAUAUUCUGUCCCUGGGAGCUUUGGCAGGAAAGUGGCAACUUACUACAAAAUUAAAUUUUACUAUUUGCAUUAUGCAGAGUUUUGAUGUUUGGGCUCCCCACAAAAAAAAUACCAAAACCAGCACCAUGCUGACGAGACCCAGAAGGUCGAAACUGUACAUAUGGUCACUGAUCCUUUUGGAUCAUCACCCAUACUUUGGUCUAAAAAAAAAAAAAGCGGUGUUUAAAACCGUGUCCCUUACUAAGAUGAUCUGCAGAAUUGCAGGGUGGUCCCUGAUGCAUAUCAAGUUGGGACCUCUGGGAUAGUUGUGGAAAAGUGAUUUCUCAUUUUGUGCCCUAGGGAGACUUUUCAAAGUCCAGUUUGAGAUAUCUAGGUGAUGUACGACAUUGUUUUAUAACAUAAACAGGUGUGUGUGGGGGUUUAAAAAUAAUAAUUUUUUUUUUUUUUUUUUUAAACCCAUUGCCCUUUUCACUUGCCACAUGUAAAUAGAUGUCAUAUACACUAAUGCAUGCUAUAGCAGUAAUGUCAGCCGUGAUGAACACAUUUAAAAAAUCUAAAAACUGCAAACACAAAAAUAUUCCUUUCGAACUAUCUGGAGUGUGUACGUGUUUCAUUUUUUUUUUUUUUUGUGUGUGGAAGAUUUUAGGUCUUCCUAUGUCCAACAAUAAAUAGAAGUAUUCCCUAGAUAGAAAAUCCAAAUAGGGAGUACAGAGAAAAACGGGUUAUAAGGGUGGCAAUACGGGCAUAACCCUGCAUAAAGCACAAAAUAUACAAAAAAGUGAAGGAAGAACAACCCCGUGAUAAAUCAGGUUGUUCCUCUUCAAACCACCCCAAACAGAUCAACGUCUAAGGAAAAUAAAUAAAUUUUAUUAUUAAGAAUAGGACCAAAGAAACCUAACAACUCAUAUAUGACAGUGGACUAAAAAGUUCUAGUGGAAACAACAUGUAUCAAUCACUGUUAUAUGUAGAAAAUAAAACUCAAACAAAGUUAAAGCUACAUAUGAUACUGUGAACACACAUUGAACCUAACAGAAGGUCAGAGAGUGCAGAUUGAAUAAACUUGUAUGAAAAGAGUCAAUCAAUGAGGAGGACCAUAUAAAUAAAGAGGAAGUUCAAAUGAACCUUCAAGCUGAAAAAGUCAGUCUCAUAAUAACUCCAUAUUAUACUAUGUGGUCGCCCCGGUGUGUAUAAGCACUGAGUAAACUAUUAAUAAAAGUCCACUGAAAAUAAAUGAGAGAAAAGUAUAUUCAAACAAAAACAAAUAAAUCAAAUUACCUAAGGACUCACAGAUAUAACACAAUACUGUCUAUAAACUGCAAGGUUCCAGUAUAAAUGGAAGUGGUCAAAGCACUAUCCCAUAUAAUAGUCUAAACUCAAAAAGAGUUAGUGCUGAGUAUGAUUGUAUACAUGAAACCUGCAGAAAGUCAGAAAGUGCAUUUUAGUAGACUUGCAUUGGAAAUCGAAAGGAUAGGGAAGAUAUUAUAAGCAGAGAGGGAUAUAAAAAGUGGAGAUGGAUAUAAAUAUAAAUAUAAAGUAAGCCUAAAUAGGACAGACAAAACUAAAUAAAUCCACCUCACAGUAAAUCCCUGCUAGUUAGUCGUCCCGGUAUGUAAAACCGAUCAACCCCAAAGUCACUAUAUCAUAAGAGUACACUAAGGUAUAACAAGUGUUAAGAAUACAUCGGAAAAAAUAAGCCCAAAAUAAAACAAAAUAUAUAUAUUAUAGACAAAAAAGUGAUAAGAGUAAAGAAUUUCCUUUAAAAAAAGCAAUUCAAGAAAGUAUUUCUUUCAAAAUAUUUUUACACAAAGCUGGUGAUAAUGAGAGCAGGAUGGGAGGAUAAGAGGGAUAUAUAUAGCCCAAUAAGUCGUAUAUUUAUAUGAAGGGGGCAAAAGAAAAGCCCUCAUUCAGACCCAAGGGUUGGAGGGUUUUAAGUUCAUAUAUCCAUCUAGACUCCCUCUGUCUAAGUGUUUUAUCAAAAUCCCCCCGUCUAGGGGUCCUUUUUACUAAUUCCAAUCCACAGAAUUUAAGAUUACUAGAGUCCCCAUGAUGGAAUUCUUUAAGGUGUCUAGAUAUAGGUGUCUCAAGGCGGUUCCUAGGAGAUCUUACAUGUUCCAUAAUUCUAUCUUUAAAUGCUCUAAAGGUUUUCCCUACAUAUUUCUGUCCACAGGUACAUUGGAGCAGAUAUACAAGGCCUUUAGUAUUACAGUUAAAGAAGCUUUUAACUUUGAAGGAAACCAGUUCCUGGCUGUCACUGACAGUCUUGGAGUUCUUAAGAAUAAACUUACAGGCUACACAUUUACCACAGCCAUAUGUGCCCGUUGGUGGAGUCCCCAACCAGGUGGCACGUGGUUGUGUUCUAAUAGAAAAAUGGCUGGGUACCAGUAAGUCGCGAAUGUUCCGUCCCCUCCUAGCUGUAAUAUUGGCAUGUGGGCUUAGAGCCCCCUUAAGAUGUACAUCAUUCAAUAGUAUGGGCCAGAAUCUCUCAAGUGACUUCCGUACUUCUGGCCAUCCCCUAUCGAAUGUUGCAAUCAUACGGAUGAUUCCAGUAUCCUUCUUAGUCGUUUUAUCAGUAUGGUCACAUAGUAGUUCACCCCUCUCUGUUUGUAAUGCCUUCUUAUAGGCUCUUUUUAAACAGCGGUUCGGAUAACCCUUCUCCUUAAAAUGUUGUCGAAGUUGUUUCGCUUUUAAGAUAUGUCCAACACUAAUUAGUGGCAGCUGUGAUGUUCCUCAGUUUUUUCUUAAAUUUAAUCAAAUUAUUGAAAUAAUUUGCAAAUAAACAUGUUUGCAGUUAACAGAAAAUGUAUAGAUCCAAACAAACUUUAUUUUUGCAAAAUAAUGUCUGUGACUACCACAUUUGUGGCAUUUUAGUGCAGUGAAAAUGAAAAUUGGUAUUAAAUCAACCCAUUUUGCAAUGGGUCUUUGUCAAAUCUAACCUUCUAGAAUCAUAUACAUAAAUUUAUAGGCAGUUGAGAUUUUACAUAUGUGUGAUUUUUGCAAAGUACUGCAGCAAUAAAUUACUCAGUAGGGAGAAUAAAUGCAGGGUAUUUUCUACACUGUAAUAUUUCCAGAAAUGUAUGUAUUUUAUUUAUUUAUUUAUAAAAUAUUUUACCAGGAAAGAUACAUUGAGAUUUCUCUCGUUUUCAAGUAUGUCCUGGGUCCACAAAUCAUUGCAUUGUUACAUUAGGGUACAAUAAAAUACAAAAACAAUAUUAAUACACAAUAAAUACAAAAUUUAACAUAGAACAGGUAGGAAAUAUAUAAUCAACCAUGACAGGUGCAUUCUGUUUUGAGGUAUGUAGAGAGGGAUCUCUUAAAGGGCUUUAGGCUUAGGGAAGAUUUUAAAUUGUGCGGGAGGUCGUUCCACAAUUGCGGUGCUCUGUAGGAGAAGGAGGAUCGGGCCGCUUUCUUUUUGUAUUGAGGUAGACUAAGUAAAGUGUUAGUACUGGAUUGGAGCUUAUAGGAAGUGGGAACAGCUGGGGAAAGCAUUUUGUUCAGGUAGGGUGGGAGUUUCCCAGAAAAGCUCUUAAACACAAGGCUGGAAAGAUGAAUGGUGCGUCUGGAUUCCAGCGAUAGCCAGUUUAGUAAUUUUAGCAUGUCACAAUGAUGGGUCCUGUAAUUACAUUGUAGCACAAAUCGGCAGAACGAGUUAUACAAUGUGUUGAGUUUAUUAAUGUGGGAUUGCGAUGCAGAUGCAUAUACUACAUCCCCAUAAUCAAUGAUUGGCAUCAGCAUUUGCUGUACAAUCAUUUCCUUUAUUGUAGGGCUUAGGCAGGAUUUGUUUCUGUACAGGGCACCUAGUUUUGGAUAAAGUUUAGAUGCAAGCUUUUCUAUAUGCAGGCCAAAAGAUAGAUUGGGGUCUAACAUCAUACCCAAGUAUUUGAAAGAGUGGACUGCGGUCAGUGUGCCAUUUGAAUUUGUUUUGAUGGAUAGGUGGGAAUUGUGUAAUUUGUGUAAUGUAGGUACUGUUCCAAAGAUCAUUGUGACAGUUUUGUCAGUGUUCAGGAAGAGUUUGUUUUUUGCAAUCCACCUUUCUACCUCUGUAAACUGGUCUUGGAGCACAGCCUCAAGUUGUGGUAGAUCGGAUUUGCUCGCAUAGAUUACCGUGUCAUCUGCGUACAUAUGUACAUUUGAAGAUUUGUAGACAUUAGGCAGAUCAUUUAUAAAUAAUGUAAAUAGUAGGGGCCGAGAAUGGAACCCUGGGGAACACCACAUGUGACUGGGAGAGGGAGGGAGUCGCUGUCAGAAAUGGACACAUAUUGUGAGCGAUCUGAUACAUACGAUCGAAACCAGGUUAGCGAACGAUCAUCCAUACCUGAGUUUUUGAGUUUGUGCAGUAUAAUGUCGUGGUCUACUGUGUCAAAGGCCUUAGCAAAAUCAAGGAAAAUAGCUCCAGUUAGGGCUCCUUGUUCCAUGCCAGUUUGGAUGUCAUUGCAAACUUUUAAGAGUGCAGUUGUAGUGGAGUGAUUCUGGCGAAAGCCCGAUUGAUCAGGGGUCAGAUAGUUAAAUUGUUGGUAGUACUCACAAAGUUGCGUAUGGACACAUUUUUCUAAGAUUUUUGACAAUACUGGGAGCAAUGAUAUUGGGCGAUAGUUAGAAACCAAAGUAGUGUCACCACUUUUAUGGAUAGGCACUACUCUCGCAGUCUUCCAAAGUUUGGGUAUAUGUCCAGACACCAAGGAUUCAUUAAUUAGAGUUGAGACGGGUUUAGCAGUUGCCGGCGCACUGAGCUUCAACAGCAUUGCUGGAAUUUGAUCGGGUCUGGACUGGUUUUUCAUUUUUAGGUUAUUAAGAUGUUUUUUAAUGACACUAACAGGUACAGGUCUAAAAAUAAACUUGUCUAUAUUGGGCCUUUGCAAAUUUAGUAGGACCUGAUCCACAUUAGUAGUUUCAGGAUGCGUAUCAUUUAUUAGCUUGGCAAUCAGAGCAGUAGAGCAUCCGACAAAAUAAUUGUUAAAGGCAUUUGCUACAUCUAAGGGAAGUUGCAGGGUUUGGUUACCCACUUUGACAGUGGAGGGUUGGGAGUGGAUUGGGGGAGUUUGUAGUUUUUUUAUGACUUUCCAAAAGUUUCUAGGGUUUGAGAUGUUAUUGUUGAGAUUUUCAUAGAAAUAUUGGGCCUUGGCCAAUUUUGUCUGUUUUGUGCGUAUAUUUCGCCAUUGUCUAUAUGCACAGUGAUCAUUCAUAGAGCCAGUACGCUUAAACUUCGACCACAAAGAAUCCCGAAACUGGUACAUUUGGAUGAGGUCAGCUGUGAUCCAGUUCAUAUGUGCUCCUUUUACCCUCACCUUACGCAGCGGGGCAUGCAAAUUCCAAAUUUGUAGGAGUUCAGACUGAAAGAAUUCGACAGCACAGUCUAGAUCUGGGAUAAUGUUUAAUCUGUGCCAUGGGAGGUUCUUGAUGUCAUUUAGAAAGGAUUCAAGAUUACAUUUUUUGAAGGACCUAGUUAUUUUAACCUUGGGAGAGGAUUUAAUAGCCUUUAUUUUGCGCACGCAGUACACUAAACAGUGAUCACUGAAAAUGUUUGGGAGAACACCGGCCUCCUGGAUUCUAUCAGGAGAAGUGGAGAGAAUCCAAUUGAGCAGGAUAUGGUUAUGGCUUUUAAUUGUUUACGCGAGUUGGGGAGGAGAUUAAUUGCGUUAGCUGCAACAUCUUAAACAGCGUGCAAGAACUAUUAUUUUUAGGAUUCAGCCAAUCAAUAUUAAAAUCUCCAAAGACCAACAGUUCACUUUUUUGGGUUUUGAGCUAUGGUUUCACUAAGGAGAUGGGCUAUGUCAGAAAGGGAAUGCACAGGGGAGCUAGGUGGGUGGUAGAUUCCUGCAACAAUGAUUGAUUUACUGCAUGGGAUCUCAAUUGUGCCAAGCAAUUGUGCAAAGUUAUUAUGGUGCGCGAGUGGCCAUUUAAGGCAAAAAUAUAGUUAUUAUUACUAAUAGCAGGCAGGGAUUCGGCAUACGGUGCAGCUAGAAAUUUUAACUAGUGGUAAACGCAGAAAUAAAGAACGCACAGUAAAUCAAUGAAAGUGCAUUAAAUUGUUUUUUAGCACGCCAACAGUCGCACCCUCGCUGAUUCUUGUUACACUGAUUCUUUUUUGUUUGCUAUAUUUCUGUAUAUGGAAUAGAAUUCGUUCAUGUUUGACAAAGAUCCAAUACAAUUUGCAACUUUUCUGACUUGAGCAGUGGAGGUUUUAUUGCAUUAAUUACUGGGUAUUGGGAGAAGUCCUACUUUCACUGCAUUGCUAGCCCACACACCAUGUACUUGUACAAUAAGGUUACUUGCCAAAAAAAUGCAUAGCUUAUAAAACCACAAUUUAGCCACCUGUCAAUACCCACUGUCUUAAAGAGGAACUGACACUUUUUUAAAACUUAAAUUAAACAUUUAGCAUCUUCCAUCAUAAUCCAGUUCAGACAUGGCAAACAUUGCAAAUAAAGAGGAGGAAUGUGAACAUUGAGAAAUGUCAGUUUCCCCUUAAGGACCAAUAACGUUCUUAUCCUUGAUACAACAUGAAGCAUGCCCAGCUCACUUAGUGUCAGCAUGUCUAGACAGAGUAUGAAGAACCAGAAUGUUCAGUGCAGGCAGCAUACAAUGUCUUUUGUCCUUAGGGGGUUUAAACAAUGACCGUGGUAAAGACAGUUAUGUUAUACCAGCCAUGUUAAAGGACCACUAUAGGCACCCAGACCACUUCAGCUCAAUGAAGUGGUCUGGGUGCCAGGUCCCUCUGGUUUUAACCCUGCAGCUAAAAACACUGCAGGGUUUCACUGAGGGUUAAUCCAGCCUCUAGUGGCUAUCUCACUGACAGCAGCUAGAGGCGCUUCCGCGAUUCUCACUGUAAUAGGAGUAAUGCUUUCCUAUGGGCAGUUUGAAUGUGCGCGUGGCCCUUGCCGCUCAUGCGCAUUCGUAGUGGACAUCGGCAGGGGGAGGAGAGGUCACCAGCGCCAAGGGAGAAAGGUAAGUGGCUGAAGGGGGGGGGGGGACACCUACUGACCCUAGAGUUUGUUUUCCUGGCACUAUAGUGGUCCUUUAAGUCAGAAAAUCACUUUCAAGGGUUAUUGACAUCAGCCCUCAUAUGGCUGCUUUGCUUCUUCACAUAACUUACACCAUUCGUUCUCUCUGGAUCUGACUGAUGUUACAUAAUCUCGUGUUCCAUUCAAACAUCAUGUCACACAGGAACAUUUUAUACCUUUCAAAUACAGAGAUGCCAAAUUUUGCUGAAUGUGACUGAUGUUGUUUUUGCUAAUUUUGUAGGCAAGUUACAAGAAUUUACCUUAAAUGCGUAUUUUACAUGAUUAAAUUCAAUCUUACAUUAUAGUACUAAAAAUAUUUAAAAUAUCAAUGUGGGCUGCAUUUGUCAUAUCUGAUCUCUAGCAAAGUAGAUGGCCAAUUAGUGAUUUAUCAGGGUUGUUUUAAUGCAUCUAGUUCCCAGAAGAUGAAACCUUAUUAUUGAUAGAUGUUUCCGACCUGUUAUACCUUUUGAUAGAUUGGUACUCCACUUUAGAUAUGCUGAAAGAAAGCUGCCGAAUUGCCAGCAGUACCAAUUGGUCCGACGUGGACUUAUCACAGUUUCAAGGUAUGUGUCCUUUUUCUUCUUUAAACAAGUGUCAUUGUUUUAUUUCUUGGUUGAAUCACUGCAGCAUUCGUUGGCUUAUUUUAAUGAAUUAUCUAGACUGUACAUCUCAAAAGAACAUUCUCAGAAUGAGUGGAGAAUGCCUGUACAAAUCCAUUAAACGGUUGCUACAACCACAACGACCACUUCUGCUUUUUGAAAUGGUCAUGGUGGUUGGAGUCUGUUUCUCAGCUGCAUGUACUGGAAAAAAAAACAAAACCUGGGCAGCACUUCUGUUUAUGAAAAAAGUAAAAGUGACAGGUCAACUUUAAAUGCCAGCCAUGUGGAUGAUUGUUGUUGGAAUAACCAAUCCACAAAGACCUAAUACACUUUAGGAUAAUGUUGUUUCAUCAUAGGCUGCCUGUCUUAUUUGUCCUUAAACAGAUUGGAGAUCCCUUUUCUUUGCUUAACCUUCUAUUGUGAAUACCUUUAAGAAAACACGUGAUAACCAUUUGUAAUGUGAACCUGUGCAAACUUCAUAGCCUGGCACCUUUUGGAGCCGUAGUAUUUUCCCAGCAAACAAACUAUUCUUUUUUUUCUUCACUUAAAAUUUGGCAGGAGUGAGCCAGACUUGGAAAGAUUUCCUGGAAGCAUGGAUUUGCGCAGGGGUUGCAUGUCAAUAUGUACAUUUAUGGGACUUGCUCUCCUUUUCCAAUGCUUUUCUGUUCUUUUUAAAUGAACUAGAUCAUUUGCUCGGUUUGCGUACAAUAAGAUAUACAGUGCAAUUAUUUUCUUAGUAUUACUCAUUGCGGUUUUAAGGUGCAGCUGUCAUACAAUGUGACACUGUCACUUUAUAGAGCAAAAACUAUGCAUUGCGCUAGCCAGAUUGCUUGGCAGUUUGUAGAUUUAAGCUAUUUUUACUUAAAAUAUUUUAGCUUAUUUUCUGCUCUGUCUGCAUAGAGGUAAAAACUGCAAAUAUGACCAAUGUAUGGCAGACACAUGGGGCACUGCCAAGCCUGAUAUCCCAUAAUUUCUAGUACCUAGAACCAAUCAUUGAGUUCUCAUGCUCUGAUUUAUGGGAGGUCAACAAGCUACAGCAAUUAUAUUCAUCAUAAAAUAAAGCAAAAGUAAGUUAUACAUUGUAGUACCUGCAUAUGCCAAGCAAAACCGGUUAAUGCUCAUGAUGCCGAAUAAUUGUUUAUUGUGUUGAUCCUGCUGUCUAGUCUUGUGAUCGAAUUCUAAGUAGACUACUGCUGCUGGUUUGAAUUUUUUUUAGUUUUUUUUUUUUUUAGUUUGUUAUAAACUUUUACUUGUGUAAUGCUGCCAUGUACACAGAAUGCAAAAUAAUUAUUCUUCUGGAUUUUCAUACGCGAUACUGUAUGCUAUGUUAUAUAUACAAUUAUCGAAUCACAGUUUACUGUUUGUUCUACAAUUCACAAUGUGAGAAAUAUGGCAUUUGUCAGACGUAGUGAGUCAUUAUAGUGAUAAAGAUAAACAAACAAAAUAUGAUCACAGCAAAACAAAAUCCGCUGUGGAUGAAUGAUUGACAUUUGCAGUAAUCAGGAAUAUAUGAGCCAGAUUUUAAAGACAACCAAAUUAUACGCAUAGAAGUAGCGCAAACAAAGGUAGAAAUAAGCAACGAGCAAAAACAGACAACAAAAAAAAUCUCUUGAGGUUUCCUAAAACUUACAUUCAACCCUCAUACAGAUCGUUUAGACAUCUUAAAGAUGGCCAAUGAGCACUGGUCUCAUAUUUUGUAGACCUUGUAUCAGAUGCUGAUACUGAAACCUGCACUGUUGGGGAUACCUUGAGAAUUGAUGUGUGUCACACUGAUUUAGCCAAAUUAGUUUACAACUCUAAGACCAUUUUGAAACUAAUUAGAUAAACAUUUAAACCUCCGUUUCUCCCCGAUGUCUUUGGAAGUUAAUCCAUGAAGCCAGAUAUGAUUGGCAAAUUCACAGGCACCAUGGGUACUGCUGAGUGUAAUUGGCUCAGAUAAAAAUAAUAAAUGCACACAGAUAUGCUUCUUCCAAGAAUUGCCAUGUCUCAAAGCUACAGGGUGGUGCAUCAAAUGUCUUCACCAGCCAUCCGAAGUUCUGUUCGUCUCCAUCUUGCCAUUGGAUAUUUCUGUAAAAGCUGACUUGUGGUGACAGGACAGACUGUUUUAAGGAGCAAAGGUCAAACUCAGGAUUUAAAGAAAGUAUCUUACCUUUUGGGAGCAACAUUUUAUGCUCCCCCAAAUUCAAUUUUUUUUUAAAUUUUAUUAUUUUUUUUCCCCCCCUCAAUCCUUGUUUCCCCAUUAUAGGUUUAAUGGAAAGCAUGAGACAAGCAGAUCUUAAGAAUUGGUCACUCGAUCAAGUUCAGUUUGCCGACUUGUGCUCUUCGCUCAAUAAAUUCUUCACACAGACUGGCCUCAUCCAUUCACAGAGCAAUGUUCAGUCUCCAGUUUGCCAUGGUAACAUGCACACGGCAAAACCCACACAGCACCUCGGAUCAGGCAAGUUCUCUAUUUUAACAACUUCCUAUGGAAACAGGGGUGUCCAAAUUAUUGUUGGACUAGAGUACCUUUUAUUCUCCCAGUAUUAGAGCAGCUGGUGGGUUGUGCUUAGACAUCUCUGUUCUGUAAGCAGAGAAUGUAUGAUUCCAAUAAAUUAGUGCCUCCCCGCAGAUCUAUAGUAAUCGAUUAUGGUGUGGUAAAAACGUUAACAUGUUGCAGAUUUUGCAAAAUCGUUCAAUGUCCAAAAGAAAUUACCCCAUGAUGCUGACACAGUUCCCUUCCCUCAUAAAGCUUACAUUUGUCAUACAAAGUUUUAUGUACUGUUAAGGAUCCCAAAAUGCUUAAUACAAGAUAAUUUUAACACAUUAUCACUUUGAGAACCUUCCACUUAGCAUAUUGCCAUUAUUGGUUCACAGAAGUAUGGUGUUUCAUUCUGUUGGCCCUUUGCUAACCACAUGUACAAUGACCAUGCAUAUUACGAUGUAUAACAAUUUGGCUUUUUAUCCCCUCAUCUCUGAUAUUUGUGGGUACUUGACUGCACUCAUCCUAUAAUGCUUAAAGGGAUACAAUAGUCACCUAAACAAAUUUAGUUUAAUGAAGCAGUUUUGGUGUAUAGAUCAUGCCCCUGAAGUCUCACUGCUCAAUUCUCUGCCAUAUAGGUGUUACAUCACUUUUGUUUCUGUUCAUACAGCCCUAACCACCGCUCCCUGGCUGUGACUGACAUAGCCUGCAUGGAAAAAAAUGACUUCUGUUUCAAUCAGAUGUUAACUUGCUUUAGAUAUUUUUAUCUCCUGCUCUGUAAAUUGAACUUUAAUCACUAACAGGAUGGUCCUGCAGGGUCUAGCAAGCUAUUAACAGAGCAAGAGAUAAGACAUUCUAAAUUAAACAGAAUUAGUGUAAAUAUUAGAUUAAUCUUUACGGGAAGUGUUUAGGAAGGCUGUAGAUAACAUGCAGAGAGGAGUGACUAGGGUGCAUAAACAAAGUGAUUUAACUCCUAAAUGGCAGAUAAUUGAGCAGUGCGACUGAAUGGGCAUGAUCUCUACACCAUAACUGCUUCAAUAAGUUAAAGUUGUUUUGGUGACUAUAGUGUCCCUUUAAUCCCCUAAAACCCCUUGGCCAAUCACAGGAACUUACUAAUACUCCAGAAUAUGUCAAAAAAGACAAAAGGGUAGAAUCAGAAAGAAAAAUUAUCAGCACCUAGAUUUUUUUUGUGCAUGCAAAGGGUAGCAUAUUGAUAGGCCAGGUGGACCAGCAUCUUGUAAAUUCACAGGGGGGCGGGGGGGUUCUCAAAGUGUUCUGAAAAGUGGCUUUUAAAUGCCAUCAUUAUUUUGAUCGUUUUUAUUAAGGUGGUCUAAAAAGUGACACUUUUCUUCAUAGUAAAUUCUUCCUGUUUUUGUUGUAAUUUCCAUUUCAGAAGAUCACCAAAUAUCUUGUGGAAUAAAUAUUGCACCCAUUUUCUUGACUGCAAAUAUUCCUAAAUCAAUUUCGUCAGUGAAGAAUUUACACUUAUUCAAAAAUUAUGGUUAGGGUGCAAAAAAAACAGAUGGGGGAAAAAAAAAAUCUGACAUUUAAUAAAUUGCUCCAAAUAUUUCCCUAAAGUUAGAUGGAAAUGUUUCAGUUUCACGUAAAUAAAUGUGACUCAUUGUUUCCGGACAAAGCUCUAACUUGUAAAUGGUUUGGUUUCUUGUACUUAAAUUUGUAAAGUCACCUCUGGUAUUUCUUGUCGUACAGGAAAUGUUUACCUUGAUUCUCGGCAAAAUUUACCGCCAUCAAUGAUGGGACCUCCAAGUUACCCCCUCAUACCACCACCAAUGAGCACUACAGGAUCCGCCAUGACAGGUACAUAUAGAAUACACUGCCUGCUUGGGCUGGUAUUUUGAGGUCACAAAAUUAUAUUCUGUUUCUACUGUAUAAUGGCUGUUCUCAAUUCCCUUUUAUUUUAUUUUAUUUAGUUUAAAAAUGCAUUUGUUUGAAUGCUACAUCUGUAUAAUGCAAUAAGACUCUGCUCUACCUACCACCACCACCACGUAUGAUUUCUACCUAAUCAUUUUGACCUCGCCGUUUUAGUUGAGUUUAGUCUUUUCUGUCUUGAACCUGGUAAAUUAGUUUUCCUACCAGAAUCCCCUUUUUCCAUUGUCGUGCCAAAAAAGCCUUUUAUACCGAUGUGAAAACAAACUUAAAAGAAUAUAUAUAUUUUUUUUAAUCCAGCACAAAUUACACAGUCAUGGAAAAAAAGUAUGUACACCCUCUUUAGGUUUAUGGAUUUACAUAUCAGGACAUAACAAUUGUCUGUUCCUUAACAGAUCUUAAAAAUGGUUAAAUACAAUCUCAAAUAAAUAACAAUAGGUAACAUUCCACUCAUUCAUGAUUUAUUUAACAAACAUACAACCAAAAUGGAAAAACCAUGUGUGAAAAAAUAAGUACACUACAUGAUACAAUAGCUUGUAGGGAUUUGAAUCAAACUGUUUGAUUAUUUGUCUACCUACUCCUUUCUAAAUUGAUUGUGCGCAUGUCUUCUAGAAGUUAAUCACACCGGACACAUUGCAGGUUUAUGAAGGACUUCAGACAGGCCUACAUUCCAGGGGGUGCGAUUCCCUUUUAAAGCAGAAAUACGUCAUGUACAGAGUCACAGUUAACAUAAAGUAUACAUUCAUCAAUUGGUUAACAGUCUAAGGGGUCUUGUCUAAACCCUCCCUACUGGGCGUGACCCCAGCAUCAUCACAUGACAUUUCUUUGUAUCCCAGCCCCAUUCCUGCUCCAUUUUACUACACGUGGCAUGUUUCUAUAGAGCUUUUAGUUGCACAAAGGAAGUGGGGGAGGAGUUAGUAAAGGAAGCUGUUCCUUUAACACAGGAAUUUGUUACACGAGGCUUGCUCGAUGGGAAGGGGGGAGGGUAGCAGGAUGGGAGGAGCACACAGAGGGGGGUAAGGGAAGCUUUUACUCUAGCAGCCAGUCUUACACAGUGAACACAGAUACACAGAAUAAAUAGACAUUAGUAAAUAGACAUUUUAUCCAUUCAAGUAUUUUGUCCAUAACAGUAGGACCACCUUUAGCAGCAACAACUUGAAGUAUCAAUCUCUCCCAUCGUUGUGGAAGAAGUUUGGCCCACUCUUCUUUACAAAGUUGCUUAAGUUCAUUGAGGUUUGCUGGCAUUUGUUUAUGCACAGCUCUCUUGGGUCCAGCCACAGCAUUUCAAUCAGGUACUAGACCAUUGCAUUGAUUCCUUUCUUUUUCAGCCAUUCUGUUGUAGAUAUGCUGGUGUGUUUGGGAUCAUUGUCAUUGUUGCAUGACCCAAUUUUGGCCAGGUUUUCGCUGUCGGACAUUUGACUCUAGAAUACUUUGGUAUAAAGAGGCAUUCAUGGUCGAUUCAAUGACCUAAAGAUUCCCGAGUUCUGUGUCUGCAAAACAGUCCCAAAUCAUCACUCCUCCACCAUCGUGCUUAUCAGUUUGUAUGAGGUGUUUGUGCUGAUAGGCUGUAUUUGUUUUUUGCCAAAAGUGGCACUGGGCAUUGGCACCAAAAAAUCUCAGUUUUAGUUUUGUCUGUUUGGCAUUGUUCUAGAAGUCUUGUGGUUUAAGGUGCAACUUUGCAAACCUAAGCUGUGCUGCCAUGUUCUUUUUAGAAAGAAGAGGCUUUCUCCUGGCAACACUUCCAAACAAACCAUGCUUGUUCAGUUGUUUUCUGAUUGUACCGACAUGUACUUUAGCAUUUAAUAUUCUAACUGAGGACUGUAGAGUCUGAGAUUUAACUUUUGUUUUGUUUUUUGCCAUUUCUCUGAGCAUUGCACGGUCUGAUCUUGGGGUGAAUUUGCUGAGACCACUCCUGGGAAGAUUGGCAACUGUCUUCAAUGUUUUCCAUUUCUGAAUAAUCUUAAUCAUUGUAGAAUGAUGGACUUUUAAUUGUUUGGAAAUGGCCUUGUAAUCCUUACCAGUUUGAUGGGGAUCAGCAAUUGAGAUAAUUGCUGAUGUCUUUCCUCCUCGUCAUUGUGUUAACACACACCUGCUCCAGACCAGCAAACUGUUAAAUCUUCAGAUUUUGUAGAGGUGGUCACUUUUGCUGAUGAUCAAUCAAUCAAGGGCAUUUGAUUAGCAACACUUGUCUGGAAGCAGCAAGGGUGUACUUUUUCACACGUCUUCUCCAUUUUGGCUUUAUUUUUGCUAAAUCACGACGUUGUCAGGUCAUGUAUUGUUGUUCAUUUGAGGUUGUUUUUAUCUAAUUUUAAAGACCUUCUAAGGAACAGAUGAUUGUUAUUAUGUCCAGAUUUGUGAUACCAUAAAAUUCAAAGAGGGUGUACAUAUUUUUUCCCAUGGCUGUAUACUUUGUGCUUUAUUAAAAAAACAUUCUUUUCAAUUUGUUUUCUCAUUGCUAUUAAUGGCUUUCUUUGUACGGCAAUGAAAUAAGGGGAUUCUAGUAGGAAAAAACAUUUUCCUGGUUAACUAUCAAGAUUGGGAGACCUAAUAAUGGUUUCAAGGACCUUUCCGUGCUUAACCUUUAGGUCACAGAGCGGAUCCUCCCUUUUGGGUGCGGUUGGGCUUCUGGGUACUCACUAUGCCCUUCCUGCACUGCAAUGGGAAAUAAAAUGAAAAAUGUAAUGACACACUUGCACUUCUCUUUCAUGUAGGUUGGUAAAUAAUGUUUUGCAUGUGUGGUGAGGCUGCUUAUGGGAUCGUGUGUGUGUGUGUGUGUGUGUGUAGAGGAGGCUGUUUGUGGUAUAGUUUGUUUAAAAGGAUCUGUUUGUGGUGUAUUAUGUCUCAAUGGGGGCUGUAGCAUGUGUAUGUGGACAUGAGUGCCUUGGGGUGUCUUUUAGUGUGUGUAUGUUUAUAGGGACUGUAGUGCUUGUGUACAUUUGCAUAAGGGGGUGUGGUGUGUGUGUCUGUGUAUAGAGGGUGUUCUGUGUUUAUGGGGGUAUAUUUGUGUAUGUGUCAUUUAAUAUUUGAUCAAAUAAACAAAAUCAUACCUCCCCUCAAUGUUGUUACUUUCUGAUCCCUGGCAGCCCAGUUUGCUGGGUAAUACCAGGGGCUCCAGCACUUAAGUGCCAAUGUUGCCAUGGUAACCAGUGGCAGCCCAUUGAUUGGCCAGAGUUUAGUAUACAGCUAUUCAUGUUCUGCCUCUUGUGGAGGUGCACACACUUGGCAUUAGAGUGGGAUAGACAGCAUGGCCCCACACCCAGCGGCACACUAAGCACCAUCAGUCCGUGACAUUGUGUGUGGCAAGUCAGUCGAACCUCUGGGUGUGGGCUGUGUUGCCCACUGUGUGCCCCUGUUACCAUGGCGCCCUCUGCAACUGUACAGCGCACCCACCGCAAAUGCUGGUCCAUUAUACACAUGCUGCUUAAAGUGGUUUCCAUGAUCAUGUGCCUUUAAAACAUUGUCCAUUCCUCAAUGUUUUAUAUUCUUUCAUUGUAUGCACUUAUUUUUCCAUUCUUUAACAAAUCUAAUUUUGUGUUUUUUUGUUUUUGUUUUUUUUUUAUAAAUAGAAGCAAGCUAUUUAUUUCCUUCUUGCAAAGAGGAGUAUCAUACAAACUGCAACCACCCUGACGUCAUGCUUUGUAAUUUAACAGGACACCACGGAGUCAUGAACCAGCAGCACAUGAUGCAGUCCCCCAACUUCCACAUGCGCCGUCCGCUUCCUGCAGAUGACAUUCAAGAUGACUUUGAUUGGGACUCUAUUGUAUAG
Messenger RNA from Pelobates cultripes (western spadefoot toad), 40442 nucleotides. NCBI's taxonomy places the organism in Eukaryota, Metazoa, Chordata, Amphibia, Anura, Pelobatidae. The record is from the annotation of a GenBank genome assembly.